This is a messenger RNA of Fonsecaea erecta, 717 nucleotides long. RefSeq lists its product as hypothetical. The record is from RefSeq and is a predicted model, not a curated record. The transcript has a single exon. Bases 1 to 717 code for a protein of 238 amino acids. NCBI's taxonomy places the organism in Eukaryota, Fungi, Ascomycota, Eurotiomycetes, Chaetothyriales, Herpotrichiellaceae.
AUGCUUCGACACUUCCCUAUCCCAUGUGGAAGGGACGCUCGCCUUUGCCUCAACAUAGCAGAACCGGCCCUGCGCGCACAAGGCUUGAGUCUGCAGACGUGGGCAUCAUCCUUUGUGCUCGCGAGCUUGCUUCAUAAACUGUCUAUCGAUCUUUCAUCCUCUGCUCGCAUACCAGUCCUAGAGCUCGGUGCGGGCACUGGACUUGUCGGCCUAACUGCUGCGGCACUGUGGAAGUCUCCAGUGAUCCUUACAGACCUCCCACCGAUUGUCCCUGGACUGGCUAGUAAUAUCAAACUCAAUGCGGCCACCGUGAAAGCCGUUGUCGAGUGUGGCUCGUUAGAUUGGAGUUAUCCGGAGACUCUUGCGCUUCAGGGCGGUACACUAUACCACGCGGAAAAGGACAAAGCCCGCGUAAUCCUCGCUGCAGACACGGUGUACUCAGAGGAGCACCCUGAAUUGCUCUCCAAAGCUAUCCUCCGCUGGCUUGCUCCGGGAAUCUCGUCUCGUGUCAUUUUGACAUACCCUAUGCGUGUGGCUUACCUGGACCAAAUUCGGGAGCUGUGGCAACUUCUGGAGAAGGGUGGUCUCGAAGCUCUCCAUGAGGGUCGAGAGCAGGCCGACCUUGAUACUUGGGACGAUGAAGGUCUUUGCGAGUGGAGUGUAUGGAGGUGGCAGCAGGACUCCACUCAUGCUGCGCAGGGCCAAACCAAGACAUAA